CCAUGCCAACCUCUGCUACCCUCUUCCCAGCUCAUCCUGUUUGGGCUCAGUAAUCAGCUGGCUGUGACAUUCCGGGAAGAGAACACCAUCGCCUUCCGACACCUCUUCCUGCUGGGCUACUCAGACGGGGCAGAUGACACCUUCGCAGCCUACACGCGGGAGCAGCUGUACCAGGCCAUCUUCCAUGCAGUGGACCAGUACCUGGCGUUGCCAGACGUGUCACUGGGCCGGUACGCGUAUGUCCAUGGCAGGGGUGACCCUUGGGCCAAUGGCUCAGGGCUUGCUCUCUGCCAGCGGUACUACCACCGAGGCCAUGUGGACCCAGCCAAUGACACAUUUGACAUUGAUCCGAUGGUGGUCACUGGUGAGUGGGCACAGCGGGGCUUUGCUGUUUGGAGUCCGAGCUUCGGGAUUAAAAUCAAUAGCUGUGGCUGGGCGACGUGGCUCAUGCCUGUAAUACCAGCACUUUGGGAGGCUAAGGAGGGAGGAUUGCUUGAGGCCAGGAGUUUGAGACCAGCCUGGGCAAUGUAG
Cebus imitator (Panamanian white-faced capuchin) is the source of this 531-nucleotide messenger RNA. Its product is annotated as mucolipin-1-like. Lineage: Eukaryota; Metazoa; Chordata; Mammalia; Primates; Cebidae. The annotation marks the transcript as partial. Gene Ontology annotation, cellular component: lysosomal membrane; plasma membrane. The record is from RefSeq and is a predicted model, not a curated record. Gene Ontology annotation, molecular function: NAADP-sensitive calcium-release channel activity. The transcript has 2 exons.